Debaryomyces hansenii CBS767 is the source of this 1488-nucleotide messenger RNA. It is a transcript of the gene FRS2, whose product is annotated as phenylalanine--tRNA ligase subunit alpha. Gene Ontology annotation, biological process: phenylalanyl-tRNA aminoacylation. The coding region runs from base 1 to 1488 and encodes 495 amino acids. The transcript has a single exon. Gene Ontology annotation, molecular function: ATP binding; phenylalanine-tRNA ligase activity; tRNA binding. Lineage: Eukaryota; Fungi; Ascomycota; Pichiomycetes; Serinales; Debaryomycetaceae. Gene Ontology annotation, cellular component: cytoplasm; cytosol; phenylalanine-tRNA ligase complex. The record is from RefSeq and is a predicted model, not a curated record.
AUGUCAGACUUACAGUUGCAGAUAUUGAAGUCAGUUAAUGAGCAUGAUGGGAUAGAAAGUACGUUGGAAGUCCCGGAAUUUGCAAAAAUCGAUGCUAAUACGCUCCACUCGAACUUGACGUCGCUCUGGGCGAAGGAAAUGAUCAAUUUCAAGAAAAUCGAGACGGACAAGUGGAUUUUGACCAAGGAAGCGGAGGAGUUUCUUGGGGCCGGUUCGCAUGAAAUGAGGUUGUUGGAAGAAGUGAUGAAGUCGCUCGAUGGGUUGAAGAUUUCGGACGUUAAUGCCAAAUUGGGGCAGGUUGGAAAGUUGGGCCAGGGUAAGGCGUUCAAGAACGGGUGGAUUGGAAAGAACGACGAUAAAUUGGUGUCUAAGGUGGACAAGUUGCCGGAAGACACUGCUGUGAGCCAGUUAAAGACUAUUAAGGAAACCGGUACGUUGGACGACAAGAAAGAGUUAACCGAGUUGAAGAAGAGAAAGUUGGUCACAUUGACCAAGAUUGUUGGUUUCAACGUCACCAAGGCUGCCAAGUUCGGGUUGGAGAUUGUGACGAUGGAAACCGAUAUCACCUCGGACAUGAUCACCAGUGGGAAGUGGAAGGAUGCGCAAUUCAAGCCAUACAACUUCAACUCUGAAGGGGUAUACCCACACUCUGGUGCGCUCCAUCCAUUGAUGAAGGUCAAGGAAGAAUUUAGACAGAUUUUCUUCUCAAUGGGUUUCACCGAAAUGCCAUCGAACCAAUAUGUCGAGACUGGGUUCUGGAACUUCGAUACGUUGUUCGUUCCUCAACAACACCCUGCUCGUGACUUGCAGGACACUUUCUACUUGAAAGAUCCAGUUAAGGCCGGUAAGCCUGACGACAUGGAAUACUGGGAAAAUAUUAGACAAGUGCAUGAAGAAGGUAAAUUCGGAUCCAUUGGUUACAGAUACCCAUGGAGAGAAGAAGAAUCGUUAAGAAUGGUCUUAAGAACUCACACCACUGCUAUUUCGGCCGCUAUGUUGCAUAAAUUAGCCAAAGAUCCAAAGCCAACAAGAUUAUUCUCCAUCGACAGAGUUUUCCGUAACGAAGCCGUCGAUGCCACCCAUUUGGCAGAAUUCCAUCAAGUCGAAGGUGUCAUGGCCGGUUACGACAUCACUUUAGGUGAUUUAAUUGGUUUCAUGGAAGACUUCUUUGCCAAGAUGGGUGUUAAUGGUUUAAGAUUUAAAGCUGCAUACAAUCCAUAUACCGAACCUUCAUUGGAAAUCUUCGCCUACCACAAGGGUUUGGGUAAAUGGGUUGAAAUUGGUAACUCGGGUAUGUUCAGACCAGAAAUGUUAGAACCAAUGGGCUUACCAAAGAAUUUGAGAGUUUUAGGUUGGGGUUUGUCUUUAGAGAGACCUACCAUGAUUAAGUACGGUGUUUCUAAUAUUAGGGAAUUAGUAGGUCAUAAGGUUUCCUUAGAUUUUGUCGAAACUAAUCCAGCUGCUAGAUUAGAUGAAGAUUUGGUUUAA